Alternaria atra is the source of this 1482-nucleotide messenger RNA. RefSeq lists its product as uncharacterized. Gene Ontology annotation, biological process: transmembrane transport. The transcript is spliced from 3 exons. The coding region runs from base 1 to 1482 and encodes 493 amino acids. The record is from RefSeq and is a predicted model, not a curated record. Gene Ontology annotation, molecular function: transmembrane transporter activity. NCBI's taxonomy places the organism in Eukaryota, Fungi, Ascomycota, Dothideomycetes, Pleosporales, Pleosporaceae.
AUGGUAUUCACGGAUGAAGAGCAGCCUCUGCUUAGGAUUAUAUCGCAUGAAUACGAAAGCAUCCAACAAGAGCGCAGUGGCGAGGAAACGGGGAAUGACGCGCUUGAUUUCGAGCCUCUGGACCCUGAAGACCCUAGAAAUUGGUCCAAGGCGUUCAAGUGGGGGAAUGUUUUCUUGCUUGCCCUAAUGGCAUUUACAGUCACAUUUACUUGUAUCGGCGUUGUGCCGGUCGCUAGCAAAAUCGUCGAGGACCUUGAUGGGAAGCACUCAAGCUCUGCGAACAGCGCCCUACUCGUUACCAUCUGGGAGCUUGGAGAAGCCGCUGGACCUCUGCUUAUCGCACCGCUGUCAGAAAUUCUUGGACGUUAUCCUGUCUUCAACGCUUGUAACAUCGGAUUCAUCGCUGCGACUAUUCUAGCAGUGUUGAGCCAAAACAGCGGCGUUUUCAUUGCUGCUAGGAUGCUCACAGGCCUUUGCGUCGCCUCGAAUGUCCUUAACCCAGCGAUUAUCGGGGAUAUUUUCGAGAGCGAGCAACGCGGAUCUGCCAUGUCUCUGGUAAUGCUUGCACCGCUUAUUGGAGGAGCUAUUGGUCCUGCCAUUUCGGGCGCGAUCGCGCAGACGAUAGGGUGGCGACGCAUGUUGACCAUUGCCGCUGGACUGGCCAUAGUGUGCGAAGUUCUGUUUCUUGUUUACUUCAGGGAGACAUACAAAAUGGCUAUCCUGAGGCGAAGAGCAGCAAAGACGAUGCAGGAAACCGGAGAAAUCCCUCAAUCCAAGAGCACGCAUGAGCAUCUAGCAAAGCUCUGGCACUCGAUCACUCGACCUUUUGCAGUGCUGUUCGGGUCCACUGUACUAAUGCUUCUCUCGUUGUUUGCUUCCGUCGCCUUCAGCUUCUUCUAUGUUGUCAGCGUUUCAUUACCGCUAAUUUUGAUGGAGAAGUAUGACUUCAGACUUGCCAUGAUUGGUACCACAUUCAUCUCAUUCAGCGUCGGAUCUUUCUGUAGUGUCCUAGUCUGCAACUUCACGCUUGACAGGAUUUACAUCAAGCUUCGCGGUCCUGAUGGUGAAAAGGGAAAGCCAGAAUAUCGCCUUCCUCUUUCUAUCAUUGGUGCGAUUCUGCUACCUUUCUCCGUAACCGCAUAUGGUUGGAUUGCGGAAUACCGUCUCCCGGUAGUCCUGCUUCUUGCCUCUGUAGCCUUGAUGGGGUUCUCGCUCCUUCUCACAGUCAUACCGUUGUCCGCCUAUGUCGUUGACGCUUGCGGGAUGUACUCGGCCUCGGCUAUGACCGGCGUCAUUGUCACCCGAUGCCUUAUGGGCACUUUCCUACCACUGACCACCGGUCCAUUGGCUGAUGCUCUUGGAUACGGACUGGGUUUCAGCAUUCUGGGCGCAGUGAGCUUGUGCUUGGUUAUCAUUCCGAUAUCGAUCUUUAGAUAUGGAGAGAAGUGGCGGCAGCUUUCAGAGUUUACGAAGGACUCUUGA